AACAAAUAUUUGAUUUUUGUUAGGAUCCAUCGAUCAAACCUUCAAAUGGCGUCUUCUUCAACUUCAUCCCUUGACAAGAGCUUUAAAUAUGAUGUAUUUUUGAGUUUCAGGGGCGAAGAUACUCGUACGAACUUCAUUGAUCAUCUUUAUCAUGCUCUUCAGAACAAAAGCAUCCAUACAUAUAAGGACGAUGAGAAAAUCAAAAAAGGGAAAAACAUCAGUGAUGAGCUCAUCGGAUCCAUUGAAGACUCCAAAUUUUACAUCAUUGUUUUCUCCAAGAACUACGCCUCUUCAUCCUGGUGCUUGGAUGAACUUGUGAAGAUAAUGGAGUGCCAGAGGACAAACGAGCAUACUGCUUACCCCGUCUUCUAUGACGUGGAACCCUCGGAAGUCCGCAAACAAAGCGGGCCAGUGGCAGAAGCCUUUGCAAAACAUGAAAAGGAAGAAGCUGCUGGGAAAUGGAGAGAGGCUCUGAAAGAAUCGGCGGAUCUCUCUGGAUGGGAGUUGAAGAAGACUGCUGAUGGGCAUGAAGCUAAAGUCAUCCAAAGAAUAGUUGAAGAGAUUUCACUAGAGUUACGUUCAAUCAGUUUCAACAUUGAUGAAAAGUUGGUAGGAAUGGAGACCCGGAUCAAAAAUCUUGCUCCAUCUUUAGGAAUUGGUUGUGAUGAUGUCCGAAUGAUCGGUAUCAAGGGGAUGGGAGGUGGUGGAAAAACUACUUUGGCAAGAGCUGUUUUUGAUCACAUAUCCUUUCGGUUUGAAGGUAAAAGCUUUGUUGAAAAUGUUAGGGAAAAUGCUUCUUUGUCCGGUUUAAAGUCAUUGCAAAAGCAAGUCCUUUCAGAUGUCUUAAAUGAUAAAGACAUCAACAUAAGUAGUGUUUAUGAUGGGAAACACAUGAUGAAGAGGAGCCUGCGUGAUAAAAAGGUUAUUGUUGUUCUAGAUGAUGUUGAUCAUAUAAACCAACUUGAGGCGUUAGUUGGCGAGCCUAACUGGUUUAAGCAUGGGAGUAAAAUUAUCAUUACAACAAGAGACGAGCAAGUGCUGGUAGCACACGGAGUGAAGUUCAUUCAUGAUGUCAAUCUGCUAUCAGAUAUGGAAGCAACUUGCCUCUUCAAUAGGUUUGCAUUUGGGAGAGAUAUUCCAAUUCAAGGGUACGAAGAGCUAUCAAGACAAGUUGUACGUUAUGCUGCUGGUCUUCCCUUGACGAUUAGGGUUUUGGGUUCGUUUCUUUGUGGAAAAGAUGAGCUCGAAUGGAUAGAUGCCCUAGAAAGACUAAGGACGAUUCCGGAAACAGAAACUUUGAAAAAAUUGGAAUUAAGCUAUUUAUCUCUGGAGGAAGAUUACAAGGAAAUAUUCCUGGAUGUUGCAUGCAUCCUGAUAGGUUGGCAGAAAGAUAAAGCAGUUAAAGCACUUGAAAGCUGUGGAUUUCAUGCUAGAAAUGGUUUAAGAGUUCUGGAGCGAAAAUCUCUUAUAACUAUUCAUUAUGAUCACCUAGGCAUGCAUGACCAUAUUGUAGAAAUGGGCAGGAAUAUUGUUCGUCGCUCACACCCCGAUAAGCCUCAUAAGCAUAGUCGAUUAUGGAAAAUUGAUGAAAUUGAAGAUAUAUUGGCUAAUGAUUUGGGUACAAAAGCAACAAGAUGUAUACAAUUCCACACUAUCAGAUUUAAUCCACAUAUUUUUAUAAAAGGUUUGAGAAAGAUGAAGGAACUUAGAUUUCUUUCUGUUCGUGGAGAUUGUUAUAGUGAUUUGGAGUUUAGUAUAGUCGGUCCAGACUUCCCAAAAGCUUUACGAUACCUGCAUUGGGACUUUUACCCUUUUAGGUCUUUACCGGAAACAUUUCAAGCAAAUAAUCUUGUUGCACUUGAGAUGGAUGGCAGCAAAAGAAAGGUCCUUAACAGGCUCAGAUUCCUUAACCUCAGUUUUUCAAGCUUGAGUACCUUUGACCUUGGGCUUACUCCAAAUCUUGAGACGUUGACUCUUCAAAAUUGUGAUGAUUUGCUAGAUCUUCACAUGACCGCUGGAUGUGUAAAGCUCACAUCUAUCGACCUUAAUGGUUUAAUCAGGUUGAGGAGUCUUAACCUUGGGCUGGCUCCAAGUAUUAAAGAGUUGAUUCUUUUUGAAUUCAACGAUUUGGAGAAACUUCACUUGCCUGGAAGAUGCCUGAAUCUAAGACACUUACUACUCACCAAUUCAAGAUUGAGGAUCCUUGACAUUGGUUUGACUCCGAAUCUCGAGAAGUUAGAUCUUGAAAAGUCUUAUUGUUUGGAAGAACUUCACAUGGCCAAUGAAUAUCAAAAGCUCACCGAACUCAGCAUUACUCAUUCAAAUUUGAGGACCCUUGACCUUGGGAUGAUUCCGAAUCUCGAGAAGUUAGAUCUUGAAAAGUCUUAUUGUUUGGAAGAACUUCACAUGCCCAAAGAAUAUCAAAAGCUCACUGAACUCAUCAUUACUCAUUCAAAUUUGAGGACCAUUGACCUUGGGAUGACUCCAAAUCUCAAGAAGUUAGUUCUCACAGAGUGUCGUAAAUUGGUAGAACUUCACACUGCCAUUGGAUGUCUAAAAAAGCUUGUCCAUGUAGACUUAAGUGGUUGUUUGAGGUUUAUCUCUUUUUUUUUUAACAUGAAGGAUUGUACUUCUUGUAGUGUGGAUGAAUCACUUGAGGUUGGUCCAUUAGCUGAGUUACAUUUGAUGGCGGAGUCCCUAGAAAGUUGCCCGCUUCACCCCGAUAGUAACCUGCCAAAGUUUCGGUUUAGAUGUUACUAUGAAGAUGAUCGACCCUCAUUGACUAGAAAUCUUGAGAUGCUUUUUUCUGUAGGUAUGUGCGCUUGCACAAACCUUGAGACGUUUUCAAGAAGCAUUUGUGGUUUACGACGUUUAAGAAAGCUUAAAUUGGAAGGAAGUUUUCUGGAGGUGCUCAAGGUCCUUGACCAGUUAGAAUCUCUCGAGGAGCUAAUAUUGUUGUCUACAAAGAUAAACCAUCUUCCAGAUAGCAUUUGUAAGUUGAAACAUUUGAAAUCUCUUGAACUUAAAGACUUACGGCUUCUUGAGAGGUUACCUGAGGAUAUUGGCCAUUUAGAAUGUCUAGAGGAGCUUAGUUUGCUGUUUACAAAUAUUAAACACCUCCCUGAUAGCAUUUAUAUGCUUAAACAUCUGAAAUCCCUCAAAAUUAGAUUUUGUUGGCUUCUUGAGAAGUUACCUGAGAAUGUUGGCCGAUUAAAACAUUUAGAGGAGCUAGCUUUGUCAUGUACAAAUAUUAAAUAUCUUCCGGAUAGCAUUUGCAUGUUGAAACACCCGAAAUAUCUUGAACAUAAUCAUUGUUCGCUGCUUGAAAAGCUACCAGAUGAUCUUGGCCGAUUAGAACAUUUAGAGGAGCUACAUUUGUCAAAAGCAGAGAUUAAACAUCUUCCGAGUAGCAUUUGUAUGUUGAAAAGUCUGAAAUAUCUCAAAAUGGAUGGUUGUUCGUUGCAUGAGAAGUUACCUGAGGAUCUUGGGCGAUUAGGAUGUUUAGAGGAGCUAGAUUUGUCAUUUACAAAUAUUAAACAUCUUCCAAAUAGCAUUUGCAUGUUGAAACGCCUGAAAUAUCUUGAACUUUAUCAUUGUUUGCUGCUUGAGAAGUUACCAGAGGAUCUUGGCCAAUUAGAACGUUUAGAGGUGCUAAGCCUAGGGAAGUGUGAAUUGUUAAAAAAUAUCCCGAAUAGCAUCUGUGAGAUGAAAUGUCUAACAUGUCUCCAUCUCCGCGAUUGUAUUCGAGUUGAUAAAUUGCCUGAGGAACUUGAACGUUUGGAAUGUUUAAAAGAGUUAGAUAUAAAAGGCAGCUGCAUCGAUUCUGUUCUUUAUCAACCAUCGUGAUAUCUGGGGUGAAUGUUUUGUUGAUUGAGAUUAAUCUGGUAUCUAUGUAGGGGAUCUACUUAUUAUCUCAACCCAUGUUACUUUGUUCUCAGCAUCCUCUACUCAUAAUUUGGUAUAGAUCUUCCUCUUGAGGAUCUCGAGCUUCUACAAUUUCAUCCAACUAGUAUGUAUAUAUGGAGAGCUGAGUGCCUCAUUACUGAAGUUCUGUGUAUUUUUCUUCAUUUUAGUCGGAGAUAAUUUGGAAAGACUGUUAUAACCUGGUUCAUCCUCAAUUUUUUUCCCAUAAAAAAGUUAAAGUAAAUUAAUUAGUUUUGGAGUAAAGAAAUGGUGAGAAAUGGAUGAAACACAUACUCUGGUAAUUUCUUUGUAUCCCGUCUCUUAUAACAUGUGACAUGUAUGUACGAGGUUAUAUGGAUGAAUCAGCAACAUAAUUUUGUUUGUUUGUUUA
Lactuca saligna is the source of this 4294-nucleotide messenger RNA. NCBI's taxonomy places the organism in Eukaryota, Viridiplantae, Streptophyta, Magnoliopsida, Asterales, Asteraceae. The record is from the annotation of a GenBank genome assembly.